AUGAUGAAGACACUCCUGAUCUCCUGCCUCCUCUUGGCCCUGCUUCCUCCAGUGGCAUCUCUGAUAUGUGAGUCUUGUUUCGGUCAAGGAAAAGAUUGCAGAAAUGCCACCACUGUGGAGUGUGACGGUUCCAGUGACCAGUCCUGCUUGUCUGCCAGUGGAAAAGGCAAACUGUCACUUUUGGGGACAAGAGUGGUUGUCAAGUCCUGCAUCGAUACAGAGUUGUGUGAUGCAGACUAUGCCAGUGUCUCCAUAAGCUCAUCACUGGGCACCCUGAUCAAGGUCUCCUGCUGCAAGACAGAUAUGUGCAACAGCGGACCUCCCGAAAUGCCUGAGACUGAGACAAGGGAGCCCAAUGGGCUGCAGUGCCCGAGUUGCAUCGCCAUCUUUUCAGACAAGUGUCAGGCCAAGAAGAACGUCAGCUGCAUAAAUGAGGAGGACCAAUGUUUCCACAUUGGGGCUCGCGUGAACUUUGGGGGAAGCACGUUCCCGGGCGCUCUCCGAGGCUGUGGAACAGCUAGUUUGUGUGACUACACUCAGGGGUUGAUGGAGACUGAUUUUGAAUCAUUAGGACUUGAGAUCACUCAAUUAGAGUGCACUGACGCAAUGGGUGAUGAUGCCACAGAAGACACCACCGUUUCGCCUAGGGGUUGAAGAAGGGGUGGUCUCAGCCUGAGGGCUCCCAGGCUUUCUUUCUAGAAGUCUAGAAGCUCCUCCUCAAAGACAGGCUGUAUUUGACUUCCAUGCGCAAAUGAGGUCAUUGAAUCAUGUCCAAAAUAAAUAUAUAUGGCAAAUCA
Podarcis raffonei (Aeolian wall lizard) is the source of this 797-nucleotide messenger RNA. RefSeq names its product phospholipase A2 inhibitor NAI-like. The transcript is spliced from 5 exons. Lineage: Eukaryota; Metazoa; Chordata; Lepidosauria; Squamata; Lacertidae. The record is from RefSeq and is a predicted model, not a curated record. Gene Ontology annotation, molecular function: phospholipase inhibitor activity. Gene Ontology annotation, cellular component: extracellular region. The coding region runs from base 1 to 654 and encodes 217 amino acids.